This is a messenger RNA of Rosa chinensis, 1454 nucleotides long. RefSeq names its product palmitoyl-protein thioesterase 1. The transcript has 12 exons. The coding region runs from base 305 to 1270 and encodes 321 amino acids. Gene Ontology annotation, molecular function: thiolester hydrolase activity. NCBI's taxonomy places the organism in Eukaryota, Viridiplantae, Streptophyta, Magnoliopsida, Rosales, Rosaceae. The record is from RefSeq and is a predicted model, not a curated record. Gene Ontology annotation, cellular component: intracellular membrane-bounded organelle.
GGUGGGUAAUUGAAUUUCAAUUGGUUACUUAAACAAGCAACCUUGAUUUUCCUCAAUAAGUUCUGAGCUGCGCAACAGUCCAACUUAGGAGCCUAGGACGGUAGGACCUGCAAGAGUCCGCGGUGGCUCAGCCCUACGUGCCUCCGUGUUUUCUGCUUCGUCUCCACCAAUACCACACCGCCAGUUGUCACUACUAUUGUCAAAGAUCAAUUCCUUUACUGUAAUUACUUAAUUCUUGCACAGACUGGUUGGUGUAGAAAAAAAGUAUAAGAAUUUUUCAGAGAUAACAGCACCCAAUACGAUCAUGGAGUUUAAUUCAUUCUCCUCCAUUGGCUUCGUCUUCAUCUUGGCUUUUGUGUUCAUCCCAUGUUCAGUUUCAGUACCCUUCAUUGUACUCCAUGGCAUUGGAGAUCAGUGCGCCAAUAGAGGAGUUAAACAGUUUACGAAGCAACUGAGGGACUUUUCGGGUGCUGACGGAUAUUGCAUAGAAGUUGGGGCUGGAACAUGGGAUUCCUGGUUUGUGCCUCUCGAGGAACAGACCAGAAUUGUGUGUGAAAAGGUUAAAGAAAUGGAAGAACUCAGACAAGGUUACAACAUUGUUGGGCUCUCCCAGGGUAAUUUGAUAGGCCGAGGUGUUGUAGAAUUUUGCGACAAUGGACCUCCGGUUAAAAACCUUAUUUCUUUAGGAGGACCUCAUGCGGGUAUUGCUUCUGUACCUCUCUGUGGUUCUGGCAUAUUUUGCAUUAUUGCAAACAAGCUAAUCAAAGGGAAGAUCUACAGUGACUAUAUCCAAGAACACUUGGCUCCCAGUGGUUAUAUUAAAUUGCCAAAUGAUAUGACUGAUUAUUUAGGGAGGUGUAGAUUUCUUCCAAAACUCAACAAUGAACUCCCUGAUGAGAGAAACUCCACUUAUAAGGAAAGACUUAGUAGCUUAGAAAACCUGGUGCUUAUUAUGUUUGAGCAAGACAAUGUCUUGGUACCCAGAGAAACCUCGUGGUUUGGAUAUUACCCAGAUGGUGCCUUCAAUUCAAUCCUAGGUCCAGAGCAGACUGAUCUGUACAUUGAAGACUGGAUUGGUUUGAGAACACUGGAUGAAGCUGGAAGGAUCAAAUACAUUAGUGUUUCAGGAGGUCAUCUUGGAAUCUCCAAAAGUGAUAUGAAGAAGCAUGUGGUGCCUUACUUGACAAGUUCAGCAUCGCCAACAAAUGGAAACAAUGAGGUGAAUGGACUUCAACGUAAGGUUGUGGGAUGCAAAAAGGAACCCGUAUGAUCCUCAGUUUGACGAGAAAGCAUUGACUGAACUUGUUCAGUAAAUUUGUUCUGUAUAUGCAAUUGACUAAAACUAAUUGGCGAACAGAAUUAUAAAUCAAAGUUAUAUUGUGGUCGAUGGGACUACUAUGUACAGGAACUACAAUUUAGUGUUCCACUCAAUGACUGAGGCUCAAUUACGAAUC